CAUUGUUUUACUUCGCUAACCCAUAUUGUCGGCAUUUCUAGCGAAGCAACAAGCUCUUGUUUACAAUCAUUAUCUGUUACCAUUACCACCUUUCCCUCCCGAAACCAGCGACUGCUUCCGUUUGCGGGCGUUGCAAUUCCUUGAUCUCCUGUCGAACCAUCUCUGCAUACCCACUCAGAAAUCAAACCAAUUUGACUGUCUGAUCAAGUACUUGUGGAAUACCAACGGAUCAAAAGUUUUACUUCGCAAAAUUCACAUACACGAUGGGUUUCUUCGAGAAGUUACAAGCAAAAAUCGAACUUUACCGCCUAGAGCAGCGCUAUGCUCGUCGCAAACACCGGAGCACAUUCUCAGGUGUCCAGUACGUUGACGGUGAAUAUGUAUAUACCAACGGAUCGAACUCGCCAGGGUCAGUCUCCAAGCACUCCACCGGCAGUUACUGGAAAUCCCCUUCGUGGGGUGUAUCAUCAUCCAGCGAGUCGCGUUGCCGGUGACGAAACCAUUUAAUUUGACGUUUUUCUGCGCUUGCUUUUGACUAUAUAUCC
Molecule: messenger RNA, 545 nt
Organism: Aspergillus nomiae NRRL 13137
Lineage: Eukaryota; Fungi; Ascomycota; Eurotiomycetes; Eurotiales; Aspergillaceae
Exons: 2
Source: RefSeq, a predicted model, not a curated record